AUGCAGUCACCUCCCUCUUACCCUCCCCGGCAUCCCCCAAAGCCCGAACCAACCGCCGACACCGCCGCCCCCUCGAACUCAUCGUCCCGCAUCCACCCCCGUCGACAGCUCAAGGAGGUAUCGGCCAAGGCCCCGCUGAGCGCGCUGACGCACGUCAAGCGCGUGCAGAGGCGCGACGGCGACGACGGCUCGCUACGCGUGCUGCUGUGCGAGUGCUCCGACGCGAGCCCGGACGGCGGCGCGUGGCCGGCGCCGGUGAGGGACCUGGUGGACCGGUUCGCGCUCGCGCCUGAGCGAACCGCGGUGCCGGGGCGCGCGCCGCGAACCAGGGAGCAGUGGGAGGAGUGGAACGCGCUGUGGCCCAUCGCGUGGCAGAAGCCCAACAGCCACCUGGCGGUCCCUUUGGAAACCCCGUGCGCUACGGACGUGACGGAGAUGAAGCGAUGGAUGCGAAGCUGUAUCGACGUCGCGAGGGAGGGCGGGGCGACAAACGCGGCCAUCGUCGUCGACCCCUCCGGGCCGGGGACGGUCAUCGCGCGGGGUUUAGACGAGACGCGAGCGUGGAGGUGCGUCGGACGAGGUAACGGCCAUCUAGGAGGUAACGGCCAUCCGCUGCGUCACUGCGCGCUGGUGGCGAUCGACGACGCGGCGAGGCGCGACGCGGAGACGUACCCGGCGGGCGAGGAUGAAAAAAACGGUUUAUCAUCGGCGCCCGAGCCGACGCCCCCCGACCGGAGCGAGGUUGGGGAAAAGCGACGCCGCGGGGAGACUCUGAGCGCGAGUGAGAUGACGGAGACUCUGGGACGGCCGUACCUGUGCACGGGGUACGACGCGUACCUGGUGAGGGAGCCGUGCGUCAUGUGCGCCAUGGCGCUGACGCACUCGAGGGUUCGGCGGGUCAUCUUUGGCGCCGGUUCACCGGGCAACGGGGCUCUCGGGGGUGGCAAGCACUCGCUGCACGGGCAGCGGACGCUGAACCACCACUAUCAGGUGUACACGUUCGGGCUCAGCGGGGAGGAGAUGGACAACCUGGUGAGGGGGCAUAGGCAGACUCAAAGUUGA
This is a messenger RNA of Micromonas commoda, 1062 nucleotides long. RefSeq lists its product as hypothetical. NCBI's taxonomy places the organism in Eukaryota, Viridiplantae, Chlorophyta, Mamiellophyceae, Mamiellales, Mamiellaceae. The transcript has a single exon. Gene Ontology annotation, molecular function: tRNA-specific adenosine-34 deaminase activity. Bases 1 to 1062 code for a protein of 353 amino acids. The record is from RefSeq and is a predicted model, not a curated record. Gene Ontology annotation, cellular component: nucleus; cytoplasm.